Molecule: messenger RNA, 1064 nt
Organism: Python bivittatus (Burmese python)
Lineage: Eukaryota; Metazoa; Chordata; Lepidosauria; Squamata; Pythonidae
Source: RefSeq, a predicted model, not a curated record
CCGAGAGCGUGAGAAAAGAUGAGGGCGGGCCGGCAGAGACCCAGGCCCCCCUGGCUGGGAGCCAGUCCCACUCUGGAGGGUUGAGCGGGCGGCAGCAGCAAACAUUAACAGCAGCUCUUGUGAAAACCUGAACUAGGAUUUCAUGCAACCUCCUCCUGCCGACCGCAGCGGAAGGGUAAGCUUCUGCAUUCUCCAGUUGCCAUGAUAACUUUGAUUCGUUAAGACAGACAGCCAGAAGCCUGAGGCACAAGGCCAUCCUGCGAUAUCCGGAAAGUGUCUUCUUCCCUGGAGUUGCAACAUCUCUUGUCUUGUAGCUUCUGCUUGGAUCUCCUGCUCCCAUGGAUCUCUGCCAUGUGAGGAGUCCCUGAGGGCUUCCUUGUGGCAAACCACUGGGAGCGCAUGGCAGCGUGGACACAUCCCCCACCCACCGGUGGACAGAUGUUUCCACCCCUCGUUGCAAAAUGAGCCACGGCACCAGUUCCCACCUGGCUGAUUCUCCUCAGCUCUCCAAGAGGAGCCUGCUCAACAUCCUCGGGAGCCCCCAGCCUGAGAGGAUGAGCCUGUCGGACUCCAUGCCCCCUACCCCAAAGAGUGGCACCCCUUCCCCUGGCCCACCACAGCUCCCCCUGUUGAACUCCACCUGCCACGACAGUGACUGGGAGAGCCGGGAAGAGUUGCGCUUGCGAGAACUCGAGGAAGCCCGAGCCCGAGCCGCCCAGAUGGAGAAGACCAUGCGCUGGUGGUCUGACUGUACCGCCAACUGGCGAGAAAAGUGGAGCAAGGUCCGUGCGGAGCGCAACAAGGCUCGGGAGGAGGUGCGCCAGCUGCGCCAGAAGCUGGAGACCUUGAGCAAGGAGCUGACCAGUCUGAAGCGGGAGAAGCAGGAGGCCCUGAAUGAGAACGAGCAGCUGGGCAAGGAAGUGGCCCGUCUGAAAGGAGAAGGCAAGGAGGGGGAGAAAGAGAAAGAGCUGGACAACCGCAUCGUCUCUGAGAAGGAGAGCGAGGCCUCCCCGGAGCAGGAGCCAGUGCGAGACGUGGGCUCCGAGAAGGGGGUGAAAAAUAAG